This is a messenger RNA of Populus nigra (black poplar), 745 nucleotides long. Its product is annotated as transcription factor bHLH140-like. The coding region runs from base 56 to 553 and encodes 165 amino acids. Lineage: Eukaryota; Viridiplantae; Streptophyta; Magnoliopsida; Malpighiales; Salicaceae. The transcript has a single exon. Gene Ontology annotation, molecular function: protein dimerization activity; DNA-binding transcription factor activity. The record is from RefSeq and is a predicted model, not a curated record. Gene Ontology annotation, biological process: regulation of DNA-templated transcription.
AAAACAAGACUUUAUUGUUACCAUAAGUAAUAAGUUAGAUCUAGCUAGCUCUACUAUGGACUACCAUUCCACUACAAACCCUAGCUCAUCUGGGUCAUCUUCUGCACCCAAGAAUGGCGGAGAGAAAAGGACGGGUGGCAAGAAAAGCAAUGGAGGGGUGAAGUUAUCAACUGACCCUCAAAGUGUGGCUGCGAGGGAAAGGAGGCAUCGUAUUAGUGACAGGUUCAAGAUUUUGCAAAGCUUGGUUCCUGGUGGGACAAAGAUGGACACGGUUUCCAUGUUAGAGGAGGCCAUUAAUUAUGUUAAGUUCUUAAAGAAUCAAAUAUUGCUUCACCAAACUAUAAUGAACUCUGUGGAUGAUGAACGAUCUCUUGAUUAUCAUCUUCCUGCUGGUUCUGCUUCUCUUCCUACUGAGCAACCUUCAUACUUGGACAGCAACCUCGCAUCCGUAGUGCAUCCUUCGUCUUCACUACCAUGCCCAGAUUCUUACUUCCAAGCUGAUGAAAAUUACACGCAUUAUGAUGCAUUUGAUAGUAAGAAUUAUUACUUUUAGUCCUUCUCUGUGUCUAUAUGGUUAAAAGCACGCUUGAUCAGUCGUGGCGUAGGUGGGCUGGCGUGCUGGUGGUAUCAUUGACCUUCAAGUAUUAGUGGCAGCAAUUAGUCCAGGGUUACUCGCUGUACUGUUCUUCGUGAAUUUAAUUUAUGUGUAGUUUCGAUUUUAUCUAAAAUCUUUUAUUCGUUUCAA